This is a messenger RNA of Drosophila subpulchrella, 1131 nucleotides long. Its product is annotated as fibrinogen-like protein 1. The transcript has 3 exons. Lineage: Eukaryota; Metazoa; Arthropoda; Insecta; Diptera; Drosophilidae. Bases 1 to 1131 code for a protein of 376 amino acids. The record is from RefSeq and is a predicted model, not a curated record.
AUGAACUGCAAUGACUACGCGCAGAUUGAGCGGCUGAUGAAGUGCGUCCGCCAGCAGGCCGCCAUGCUGGACAGUUUUCCGCGCGAUCAGUUCAUUAUAAAGCCCAAGGUGGCCUGGCUGGAUCUGGACAAGUGCAAGAGGUCUUCCAAUCCAAUUGCGGAAAAUCCAUGCAGUUCAUAUCGUGUCUGGGUUUUACGGCCCAUCCUCGAUCGAUUUGUAAAGGUGAAUUCCAGUGAGGAACUGAAAGUCCAAGUAAAUGCUAUGGCAGAAACUAUUAAGGAUUUGCAGAGUCAAAUCAACUGCAAGGAAGAGCAAUUAGUUGGAAAAACCAGGGAAAUCAAGGAUCAAAGGGGUAAGGUUAAUGUUUUGGCGGCAAACAUUAAACACUUGCGGAGUGAGCUGGUAACAGCUAAGGCUGAAAUCAAAAACAAGGAUAAACAGAUACAAUUUAAUUUUGAAAAAAUAUCUGAGAUAACCGAAGAACUUUUGGAAUGCAAGCCAAAGGGCUUUUGUCCCAGCGAAGGACCAAGUGGAAUUUACAAUAUUACAAUGAGGGGAAUCCAAACUUUCGAGGUACCCUGCAAUUCAAAAGGUUGGUUAACCAUUCAAAAACGUUUCGACGGUUCCGAGAACUUCGAUCGUCCCUGGAAGGACUAUAAGGAUGGAUUCGGGAAUACAACAGGGGAGUUUUUUAUUGGGUUGGAAAAAAUGCACCUUAUGACCCACGAGCAACCACAUGAACUUUACAUAGCACUGAGAAAGAUCGAUGGAUCCACUAGCUAUGCUCAUUAUAAGGAUUUCAAAAUUGGAAGUGAAGAAGAAUCGUAUGCGCUUAAUGCGCUGGGUACAUACAAAGGUACGGCCGGGGACUCCCUGAGGGUCCAUGAGAACAAAAAGUUCACCACCCUCGACAGGGAUAAUGAUUCCUACAAACAUAAUUGCGCUUCCGAUGAAUAUGGUGGCUGGUGGUACUACAACUGUGCCCAGAGCAUGCUCAAUGGAAAGUACUAUAAAGAGGGGCACUCAAGAAAUAACAAGACAAAUGGCAUUUUGUGGGGUUCUUGGCACAACAACGACUGGACCUACUCGCUCACCUUUGUGGAAAUGAUGAUUAGGCCUAAAACGUUAUGA